Closterium sp. Yama58-4 is the source of this 528-nucleotide messenger RNA. NCBI's taxonomy places the organism in Eukaryota, Viridiplantae, Streptophyta, Zygnematophyceae, Desmidiales, Closteriaceae. The record is from the annotation of a GenBank genome assembly.
AUGGCUCGAGCUUGUGAGCUCGUGCUGCUUGUCGCCGUCGCCUUCCUCCUCGCGGGCACAGCGACGGCCUUCACGACGGGAUCGUGCAUCCGAGAGGCGGUGCAAUUAGUCAAAGUGCUGGACAAGCAACCCGCGUUGUACAGCAACAUUUCCACCGAGUUCAAGAAGCUCAUCAAGGCUGUCAAGGGGGGUUACGAUGUCGGCGAAUUCUACGACAGCACGCUUCUGCUGCCAACCAACCAGGCUUUGAAGGCGGCGAAAAUCAACCCGACUAAGAUCAAGAACAACGAGAAGCUUUACCGAAUCCACAUUUUCGACGGCCAGCUCGACAGGAUGGCCGUGGGUGACGUGCAGUGGACCAAGCAGCCCCGUGUGAGCGUGAAGGUUUUCAAGGCGCCCACGUCGCCCACGAAGAUGGCGGUUCGCCUAGUGAAGUCGACCAAGCCGCCGGUUCCGGUUCUGGCGCAUCUGCAUACGGGCACGGAGAACUGCUUCGAGGCGUACGGCAUUAACGGCGUGCUCUCUUAA